Messenger RNA from Psylliodes chrysocephalus, 1534 nucleotides. The record is from the annotation of a GenBank genome assembly. Lineage: Eukaryota; Metazoa; Arthropoda; Insecta; Coleoptera; Chrysomelidae.
CAUGACAUGAACGUCAAAAAUAUUUGGAGAUGACAGAUCGACGUGUACAAAAAUGGAUUAGUAGUUAAAACAUUUUUAUUUUAAUUACCUUCUUAUAAUAAGUUAUCUAAUUAGGAUACUGAAUUUUCUCAAUCAUGGAAGAGGAAUUAUUAACUUCAAGUACUAAGAAAAAUGCUCUUUCCCAAUUCUGCACAAGGGUUUCACAGUGGUACCAAGGAGUGGUGGACAGGACAGUACCAUGGCGCAAAAACAGAUGGUGUGCAGCAAUUCUCCUCCUCAUUGUGUUUUUAGCUCGAGUGCUAAUUGCACAGGGAUGGUAUAUUAUCACAUAUGCUUUAGGUAUAUAUCACUUAAAUUUGUUUAUAGCCUUUCUGACACCAAAAAUUGAUCCAGCAAUGGACUUUGAUGCGGAAGAAAAUGGACCCGAACUUCCUACGAGAGCCAAUGAAGAAUUUAGGCCUUUUAUAAGGAGGCUGCCAGAAUUCAAAUUUUGGUAUUCAGUGACCAAAAGUACAGUGAUUGGCAUAAUUUGUACAUUCUUCGAUUGUUUUAACAUCCCUGUUUUCUGGCCAAUAUUAGUCAUGUAUUUCAUUACGUUAUUCUGCAUUACUAUGAAACGACAAAUUAGGCAUAUGAUAAAAUACCGGUAUUUACCAUUUACCCAUGGCAAACCAAAAUACCAGGGGCAUGAAGAAACGACAGGGAAGGCCAAUACUGGCAAUAGUGAGGCCGAUGUAAUACAGCUUUGAUUUCAAAAUAAAAAAGAAGCUUUGGGAUACUUGUUAUUAAGCAAAAAUAACUUACUGAAGACUGGAAAGUGGUUGUUUUGUUACCCCCUCAAGUAUUUAUUUUGGAUUUGUAUUAAACAAAUUAUUAUGAAUGAUCUGUAUCUUCUAUUAAAGCUCAAAUUAUAUUUAGUUGUACAUAAAUACGCCUUUACUGUUGACAAAACUUAUUAAACGAGUAUUUUCUAUUCGGGUGGUAAGUCGUUAUAAGUUUGUACUGUAUCAUUGCGGGAGAGGAAAUCUAUUAAAAUAAUCUGAAAAUCUGUUAAAGUUUUUAAUUUCCAAAAAAGCUACUAGUCAGAUUUGCUUUUAUUUUAAAAUUUAAUUAUCUAAUGGAGCACUUAAAACUUGAAUUUUGUGGCUUGCCAUUCAAUUGUAGUCUUCCUUUGAUAUAUUAACAUUCCAACUAUCUUCAUAAUUCGAGGAUAACAAAGUAAAAAUUAUUUUCAAAAAAGUGAUAAACCAAAUUAAUGUAUUUUAAUGUAUCAAGGUUAACUUAAAAAGUAAUAAAUCUGUAGUAAAUAACAAAAUAUUGUUGCAAAUCUGCAAAUAACUAAGCGAUUUACCAUUCAUACCAAUCUAAGUACUGUUUUAAAAUAAAUGGCAUUUUUGUCGACAGUAUUAAUUAUUAUUGAUUCUACGAAUAGGGUAUUACGAUGUACAAAGAUACUAUUAUAUGUAAUUAUUUUUUUGUUAGUUUGUUUACACGGAUUUAUUUUAAAAUUAAACGUAUUUGUUCCAUUCUCCAA